Molecule: messenger RNA, 3424 nt
Organism: Thamnophis elegans (Western terrestrial garter snake)
Lineage: Eukaryota; Metazoa; Chordata; Lepidosauria; Squamata; Natricidae
Gene: SYCP3
Product: synaptonemal complex protein 3
Exons: 8
Coding region: 289-1008 (239 amino acids)
Biological process (GO): meiotic cell cycle; spermatid development
Cellular component (GO): synaptonemal complex
Source: RefSeq, a predicted model, not a curated record
UAUGAGGUUGGUUUAUUCAGUUGAAUUUGCAUCAUGAAAUAGUAGUUUUAUAUAUAAUGGUUGAGUUCAAAACAGACAGUAUUUUGUGAUAACCUCACACUAAUUUCAUCUGUGAAAAAUGUGUUUGUAUAAGAAAUUCUGUACGUAAGAGACAUAACAGUGAAUUCCAAUUACGAUAGCUUUACAAAAAGAUACAACAGUACUAUGAAUUCAGAUUUAACUAAACAAACGUGACAUUUGAAAGUUGUUGAUGUGUAUUUAUGUAAAUUUUACAGCAUUUAGAAAAUUAUGGCACCAUCAGGAAGAAAAUCCACAGGGAAAAUAGCCAAACGAACACAGGAAAGUGCAGCUGUACAUGUCUAUAAAUUUGAAGAUGACCUAAAAAAACAUCUGAGUGGUUCUGACGAGGACAUUAGAGAAGAUGAAGCUCCAGUGAUAGAUAAACAUGGGAAGAAAAGACCAGUAACUCCUCAUGAGGGAGUUGAGGAUGAAGUUGGGGGAGAAGUGCAGAAUAUGCUGGAACGAUUUGGAGCGGAUAUUAACAAAGCUCUUCUGGCUAAAAGAAAAAGAUUAGAAAUGUAUACAAAGGCUUCCCUUAAAACAAGCAACCAGAAAAUAGAAUUUGUUUGGAAAACGCAACAGGAGCAAAGGCAAAAGGUUAACCAGGAGUACUCUCAGCAGUUCCUACAUGUAUUUCAACAAUGGGAUGCUGAUAUACAGAAAGCAGAGGAACAGGAAGAAAAGCUAGUGAAUGUAUUUCGACAACAACAGAAAGCUUUCCAGCAAGCAAGAAUAGUUCAAAGUCAAAGGCUGAAAACAAUUAAGCAGUUGUAUGAGCAGUUUAUAAAGAGUAUGGAAGACAUGGAAAAGACUCAUGAAAGUCUUUUAGCAGGGGCACAAAGUGAACUUCGCAAAGAAAUGUCCAUGUGGCAAAAGAAAAUCAUGAUGGACACACAACAGCAAGAGAUGGCAACUGUUCGCAAAUCUCUUCAGUCCAUGUUAUACUGAUGGUUCAAUGGAGAAACAACUUGUACCUAAAUAAUAUGAUACAAUUAUACACAUUAGCCAUUGUGAGAAGAAAAAAGAGACUGUUUCACAUUCCAUGUUAAAAAUUACAUGUGCCUGAAUACUUCAUUGUUACAAAAGAAAUCAACAAAUAAUAACAAUUACUGUUUUUUUCAUUUUUCACAAUAUAAUUCUUUUACCUUAACAUACUUUUUUUCCCUUCAUUUUCAAAUUACAAAUGUAAAUGUAUGGGUUAUGAUAGUAUCUGUAAACUUCAAAAUAUCUAUACUGUAGACUUAUCCCUAGUUAGGCACAGUGGUUACAAAAGUCCAUUAGCUGAAUUGGAAAUUCAAGUCAAAAUGAAAAAGUCCUAAAAGCUGGGGGUGGGGGAAAAUCAGUCACACAUUAGAAGUAAAGUGCUUUAACAUAAGAAUUGAACAAUCUGUUUACAAAUUCCUUACAAUCUUAUCUUAUUACAUUGUAUGUUUUCCAGAUUUAGUAUUGUAAUAAUUUAAAGGUAUUAAUAUACUAAUGUAUUAUUUGAAGGAAAAGUUAUGGGCUAAUAAAUUGAUACAUCAAACCUAGUGCUUUGAAAAUAUUGGUUUAUGUAAUUUAAUAAAAAACAAGUACCAUUGGAGUGAUUAUUGAAUAGAAAGUAAGAAAGCAUUAAAUUUGAAAUGAAAUGUUUCUUAUCAUCCAUUGAAAUACUACAAGACAGAUUCAAUGAGGUUGCGAAUCAAAAUUUGAAAAGGUAAUUUACAUUUUCAUAGUUCAAAAACAUUGAAACAUUACAAAUGCAGUAUUUACACAGUUAUGGAAUAGUUAAAGCAAUUUAGAAUUGUGUUUGACUUACAUCUGAUCUUUUUAAAAAAAUAUCAAUUAUAUUGCUUUCAUUUUUCACCAAAAUUUGCUUGAAAUGUUUGAUUAUAUUUAAAUAUCAAGGUUUGGCACUUACUAAUUAUCAUGAUGCCAUUGCAUUAAGUACUGGUUUUCUAUAUAGAAUUCACCAUGGUUGCAUAAUGGCAAUUUUUCAACUGAAUCUGCAAAUGUAAUUUUUAUAUAAUAGCUUAUGAAACUUUUUAUUUAAGCUUCAUUUAAAAGUCAAGGUAAUAGAUUAUUCUUAUAAUUCUGUUGGGUUUUCUAAUUUCUAGAGAGAUAUAAUAAUUAGUGAUGCAGAUUGGAAUGUUUUUACUUCAUAUAUAGGGAAGUGGCCGCUUGGGAUUGAUUCUCUUAUGAAAGUGUAGAAACCCUACAACUGUUUUUAUUAUAGUAUCAAAACUAAGAUGAAACACAUUUUCUGAAAUCAAGCAUAAUUUCUGUUAAAUGUGCUUAGAUGGCUUCUACAUUAUUAUAUUUGUUUUCCAUAACCUAAGAAUAAUUUUUGAAAGAUAAAUUAAUAAAUUAACAAACCUCAGGGUUGCAUGAAAAAUAAACUAUCAUUUAACAACACAAGGAAAAGAACUAGUUGUAAGUUUUUCUAGAGACUUAAACGUUCAAAAGGAAGAAUAUGUAUUGCUGGCUAUGCAAAAUAAUAUUUAAAAAUGUUAAUGUAUAAUAUUAAAAAUGCAGGUAUAUAAUCCCAAUGUAUUUGUAACACAUUUGUGUAAAUGAAAAUAGAUUUUUUGUUGUUUUAAAUGUAAUGGACCAGAUUAUGCUCAAAAAUGGAAUAGCUUCACAUUUUAAAAAAGAUGGAUUUCAUUCUAAUAUGCAGGCUCGUUGCAGUUGUUACUCUUCCCACACCACUCGCAAAUUUUCUUUUUUUAUAAACAGCUGUCUGGGAAGUUACAAUUUGCAAAUAGCAAACUAGGGCAUCUAAUCCCAUAUUUUCAUUCGAUGAAAAGCAAAUAGAGGUAAUCCUCGGGUUAUGACCAUUCAUUCAGCAAUCAUUCAAAGUUGCAAUGGCACUGAACAAAUGGUACUUAAGAUUGCUCCUUAUAUUUCUGUCCAUUGCAGCAUCUCUGAUUAUAUGAUAAUGUUUUUUGAUGUUCCCUGCCAUCUCCCCACAAGUAAAGUCUAUUAAGAAACUGGUCAAAAAUUGCAGCCAAUGCAAUUUAGUAAUGCCAGGGACUUCUGUUGCUAAGUGACAAUGUUGUGCUUUAUGACUAUUGUUUAAUGGGAAUUCAGGUUCCAAUUGCCAUUGUAAGCUGAGCACUACCGCUCAGGGGUAAGUGUCAGAUGCCAGGGGAGGAAAAUGUUUAAAUGUUUCUGUCUACCACAAACUUUAAUUGAAAGUAAAACUACAAACUAUAGUUUGGUCAGCCUGAAAAUAAUACAAUAUCCUUUUGAUCACUGAUUUCUUUAACUACAUUGGUUACAUUUUUAGCCAAUUUCUUGAAAGCUUGAGACAUGACAGAAUGUUCAAUGAGCUAUUAUGUAAUUUUUGUACUAUAUACUAAUGGUAAAUUUACUCUCCUAAAAA